AUGGAUAAAAACAAUCAAAAAAUAUAUUAUGAUCCAAUUUUAUCAUUGCGCGUUAUUCAUCCUAAUGGAAGUGUGACUGAAAUAAAUAAAGAUGGGAUACCUGAUUAUAAUUUUCAUUAUCCUAUUUAUCUUAAAGAAAAUAAUGGAUACAAAUCUGAUGAUAAAUUCAAUCCACUGGACUUUUAUCCACUAUAUGAUAAAUAUAUUCUGGUAGUAUAUUCAACUGCCAGUGAUUGGACUGAUAAUGAGACAUUUGUAGAUCGGGGAAUGAUUAUUGAUUGGAAUGGAAAUAAAAUUAGUGAAAUAGAAUUCGGGAAAUCUUAUAUUGAUCACGAUCCAAAAGGUUCAUUGAUGCCAAAUCAAGCUAUGUUUGCUGUGAAUUCUGAUCGAACCAAAGGGUUUUUGCGCUUUUCUCAAUUAAGAAAAUCGAGUGAUGCUGAGUGGAAACAAUACUCUGUGUAUGUUGCUUUGUUCUUAAAACAA
Molecule: messenger RNA, 483 nt
Organism: Racocetra fulgida
Lineage: Eukaryota; Fungi; Glomeromycota; Glomeromycetes; Diversisporales; Gigasporaceae
Source: the annotation of a GenBank genome assembly